AUUCUCUCCCUGAUGACACGGUUGCCAUAGGGAUCGCUCCCUGGGGCCUGUCAUCAACCCUCUCUCUGCCCCUGAAGGGUGGAGUUGUAAAUUCCCGCCCCCCCCCAGCCCUCCACAGACAGAUGGGAGAUGGCAAGGGCCAGGCAUCUGGGGUGGAGAGGCCUGGAUGGAGGAGGAGGAGGAGGAGGAGGCGAUCUCCCUGAGGGCAAGGAAGCUCUGGCAAUACUAGUCAUCCGCCAGGGCCAAGAAAUCAGAAGGAGGCUGAGACGAGGCAGUGAAGGAACUGGAAAAAGAUCAUCAGGCAUUCAGGCGGCGUCCCUGGAGACCAGGAACAAGGCCAGACACAGGAUCGAAUUCCCGAUCACCAUGGGUGUACAAGGGCCUGGAUAUCAUCACCAAUAAAGCAUCUCCUCAGGAGCAAGCCCUCUGCAAGCACCACAUGAUCAGCUUCGUUGACCCUCUGGUCACCAAUUACACCGUGCUGGACUUCAGGAACGAGGCCACCGCUCUCAUCAAAGAACUCUUGGCCUCCAGAAAGAUUCCGAUUGUGGUCGGAGGCACCAACUAUUACAUUGAGUCGCUCCUCUGGAAGGUUCUGAUUGGCACAGAGAAGGACCAGCAUCCAGACACCGUGGACCGGAGGGCCGAGCUGGAGAAACUGGACAGCCGAGAGCUUCAUCGCCGACUGAGCCAGGUGGACCCUGCGAUGGCGGCCAGGCUCCAUCCCCACGACAAGCGUAAGCUGGCCAGAAGUUUGCAGAUUUUUCAAGAAACCGGCGUCUCGCACAGCAAGCUCCUGCAACAGCAGCGGGAGGAGGAAGGCGGGGGGCCGUUGGGGGGGCCCUUGAAGUACCCCAACCCUUGCAUCUUAUGGCUUUAUGCAGAAAAAGCAGUUUUGGACGAGCGGCUGGAGCAACGCGUGGACGCCAUGCUGGCGGCUGGGCUGAUUGAGGAACUGCAGAGCUUUCACCGGCGUUACAACGAGGAGUGGGUGGCGUCAGACACCCAGGAUUAUCAGCACGGCAUUUUCCAAUCCAUCGGCUUCAAGGAAUUCCACCAGUUCCUGAUCACGGAAGGCAAGUGCACAGAGGAGGAGAGCAGCCAGUUUCUGGAACAAGGGAUCGAGGCUCUGAAGAUUGCGACCAGGCGGUACGCCCGGUAUCAGAACAAGUGGAUCCAGAACCGCUUUCUCAGGCGCCCCGGACCGAACAUCCCUCCCGUGUACGGUUUGGACGUCUCCGAUCUCUCUCAGUGGGAAGAAAAGGUGCUGGAACCAGCUUUCCAGAUUGUGCAGAGUUUCUGCCAGGGGCGGCCGCCGGCCACCAAGCCCAUCACUCCGGAGCCCGGGCCGGAGGGGGACAAGCACAGUCGCCGCACCUGCGAGGUAUGCGACAGGAUCAUCAUCGGAGACACUGAAUGGAAAGCUCACCUCGGAUCCAAGUCCCACCGUUUCUUCCUGAAGCGGCUGCAACGCCUGGCCGCCAGCGCCACCCAGCCCGGCCGCGGCUGCCCAGAGAGAGGAGAGUGGCAGAGAGACGAGGAGAAGGAGGAAGGGCCGGUGGAACCCGCUCAGCCUUGCCUGUGAUCCCCGGACUGCCCGUUGACACUUGGGCUAGAGACGGGCAGGAUCGGACCCUCCCUGGGGGAGGGGGAGGUCACGGAGACACCCAUACCUUCUUCAAGGUGGAGAUUCUGAGCAAAGGAACUAUUUCAUGUUGGAAGCAACGGGUGAAGCUGGUCUAAGCACGAACAUCAUGGUGCUGAUGGGGCUUUUAAAAAAUUAUA
Messenger RNA from Pogona vitticeps (central bearded dragon), 1785 nucleotides. The record is from RefSeq and is a predicted model, not a curated record. Lineage: Eukaryota; Metazoa; Chordata; Lepidosauria; Squamata; Agamidae.